AUGCAGUUUUAUCUUGCACUACUUCUGCUUGGUCACAUUCUUCAAAUCAAGGGUGAAAACAUGGUUGAGAAAGAAGAAAAGAAAACAAUGUUGUACACGGUCAAGUCACUUGCUAAUCAAGACCAUGAAUCACAUGUCGCUACUGUUAUGUCAAAUGACACUGCGCUGAAUGACGACGAAAGGGGCUUUGCGAUUCCAUUGAUGAUGGAUCCACGACUCAUAUAUUGGGCUGCCCGUGGAGUUGAUCCACACUCCAUGUUUAAAGAGAAGUUUUUCGAUAAAUCGUUCCCUUCUUUGUUGGAAGAUCUAAAGUUUAAGACUUGGAAAAAAACAUCCCGAAAAACCAGUUUACGCGAUCGACAUUCUUACAAACAAGCAUGGAGUUGUUCCGCUAACGGAGAUGAUAGAGAAGGCUUUGGUGGGAACGAAUUCGGCGCAGAAGGAGCUGGGGAAGAUAUUGGCGUCUGA
Molecule: messenger RNA, 468 nt
Organism: Plasmopara halstedii
Lineage: Eukaryota; Oomycota; Peronosporomycetes; Peronosporales; Peronosporaceae
Exons: 2
Coding region: 1-468 (155 amino acids)
Source: RefSeq, a predicted model, not a curated record